Betta splendens (Siamese fighting fish) is the source of this 8366-nucleotide messenger RNA. It is a transcript of the gene sbno2b, whose product is annotated as protein strawberry notch homolog 2. Gene Ontology annotation, biological process: regulation of DNA-templated transcription. NCBI's taxonomy places the organism in Eukaryota, Metazoa, Chordata, Actinopteri, Anabantiformes, Osphronemidae. The coding region runs from base 622 to 5160 and encodes 1512 amino acids. Gene Ontology annotation, molecular function: histone binding; chromatin DNA binding. Gene Ontology annotation, cellular component: nucleus. The transcript is spliced from 30 exons. The record is from RefSeq and is a predicted model, not a curated record.
AAAAGUUUAGACACACCUCUUUCUUUGUCAUGACAAUUUGCAUUGUAGAUUCUCACUGAAGGCAUCAAAGUUAUGAAGGAACAAAUAUGAAAUUAUGCAGUGAAGAAAAAAGUGUGAAAUAACUCUAAACAUGUUUUACAUUUUAGUUAGAGUAAAACCCAGGAACUGCUGCUGUAACCCAUGAAAAAUAUAAUUGAACAGUUUUUUUUUUUAGUUUUGUUUAGUAAAAUGACAAUGAUGAAGCCUGAUUUCUAAUGUGUAUGUAAGUAUGUUUGUACACUGGCUUUAGGGCCGACCUUUCAUCCUCUAGGCGUGUUUUGCAGUUAAUCAGUCUCACGGAUCUCUGGCCUAUGGCAGUGCUCCAAACCCUGUGAAUAGCUUUAGCAAAUCGUCCAUGUCAGGUUUCGUUUUACUUUCAUCUUGAGUGUCAGCACAGUGGUUUGUUACAUUAUGAUGACUUAUAGCUAAGAAGAAACUGAAAAUAUCUCAUGUUGGGAAUAUAAGGUCUGAGGACUGAUAUAGUACUGGACUAAAGGACAGUAGUUACUAAAUGAUGUGGAGCUUCACAAUGGGCAAUACCCCCUGAAUGACAGCACUACCACCAACACUCCAGAUGUGCACAUGGACAUGUACUCGGGAUUCCCUGACAUGGACUUUUCCAGCCUCAACCUCCCAAGAAAUGGAGAUUUCCCUCAGGACCUGUCCUGCAUUGAUGACCUCUCAACAAACUCUCUGUUCUCAUCUCCGGCUGACUCACUGUCGGAAUAUGCUGAUAGCCAGUCCUUCAUCAGCACAGACACCUUUGAGCCAGUGCCCACCCUCUGGGACAUCAACACUAUUACCACCACUGCACCAGCACAGAACCAGCUAGAGCAGAAUGGCACCAACAGGUUUCAUGGCUUGGCCAGUUUGGAUGAUAUAACUGCUAUUAUCAGCACACCACCUUUAGCAGGAUUCCAGCCUCAGAUAACUCAGGCCCCACCAGAGGAGGAAGAAGAUGCUGAAGAAGAGGAGACAGAGGAACUGGGACAUGUAGACACUUACGCUGAGUACAGACCUUCUAAAUCUAAGAUAGGAAUUUCACAUCCUGACAUAGUGGUAGAGACCAACACACUAUCCAGUGUCCCUCCUCCUGACGUCACUUACACACUGUCUAUUCCCGAGUCAACUAUCAAAAGUGGCUUGCUGUCUGCUUUGCAGCUAGAGGCCAUAAUCUAUGCCUGUCAGCAACAUGAGGUGAUUCUUCAGAACAACCAAAGGGCAGGUUUCCUCAUCGGGGAUGGGGCAGGAGUUGGAAAGGGACGCACUGUGGCAGGAAUCAUCCUGGAGAACUACCUGAAGGGAAGGAAGAAAGCACUAUGGUUCAGCAUAUCCAAUGACCUGAAAUUUGAUGCAGAGAGAGAUCUCAAAGACAUAGAUGCAGCAAAUAUUCCUGUGCAUGCCUUAAACAAGAUUAAAUACGGAGACACAGCUACCUCAGAAGGAGUCCUGUUUGCAACUUACUCUGCGCUGAUUGGAGAGAGCCAGGCAGGAGGGCAGCACCGGACAAGGAUUAAACAAAUCUUAGAUUGGUGCAAGCCAGACUUUGAUGGAGUUAUAAUUUUUGAUGAAUGCCACAAAGCCAAGAACGCUACAUCUACGAAGAUGGGCAAGGCCGUGCUUGACCUCCAAAACAAGCUGCCACGGGCCAGAGUGGUGUAUGCCAGUGCCACAGGUGCCUCUGAGCCAAAGAACAUGAUCUACAUGAGCCGCCUGGGAAUCUGGGGUGAGGGCACGCCCUUCAGAACCUUUGAAGACUUCCUGCAUGCCAUCGAGAAGAGGGGUGUCGGUGCCAUGGAGAUCGUUGCCAUGGAUAUGAAAGUGAGUGGGAUGUACAUUGCAAGGCAGCUGAGCUUCUCAGGGGUGUCUUUCCGCAUUGAAGAGAUCGGACUGGACAGCGACUUCAAACUGGUUUAUAACAAAGCUGCCAAGUUGUGGGCAGAGGCGCUGCAGGUAUUCAUGCGUGCAGCCGAUGAACUAGGCCUGGUCAGCAGGAAGUCUCUGUGGGGGCAGUUCUGGUCGUCUCACCAGCGCUUCUUCAAAUACCUCUGUAUAGCUGCCAAGGUCCGCUGUCUGGUGGAGCUGGCCCAAAAGGAGUUGGAGGCUGGAAAGUGCAUCGUUAUUGGCUUGCAGUCCACUGGAGAGUCCCGCACGAGGGAAGUGUUGGAUGAGAACGACGGACAUCUUGACAGAUUCGUCUCUGCAGCAGAAGGAGUAUUCCAGUCUCUUGUGACAAAACAUUUUCCUUCAGAGAAACAGAGAAGAGAGAAGGCACCGGGGAAUAAGCGAAAACGGAAGCCUAAAGGUCGCCAGCCUAAGGUACCCAAGCACACAGUGGACAGCGGUGGUGUGAUUAACAUCACAGAUGACAGCAGCACGGAUUCUGAAGGCAUGGACACGGACUCCAACUCCUCACCAGACUCCCUGCUAGACAAUGACGAUGUCAUUUUUGUGAAUCACACCAGUGUCCAGACAGCACGGAUAGAGGAGAUGAAGCAAAUCCUCCUCAACAAAAUAGCUGUGCUGGGAAAAGAACUACCUCUCAAUACCUUGGACGAGCUCAUUGAUAAAUUCGGAGGACCUGAUAAAGUCUCAGAGAUGACGGGUCGUAAGGGUCGUGUUGUUCGGCGUCCUGAUGGAAGUGUGCGUUAUGAAUCACGGGCUGAGCAGGGUCUAACUAUUGACCACAUCAAUAUCAAGGAAAAAGACCGCUUUAUGAGUGGAGAGAAGUUUGUGGCCAUCAUCUCAGAGGCAGCCAGCUCUGGAAUUUCCUUGCAAGCAGACAAGCGAAUAAAAAACCAAAAGCGCAGGGUCCACAUGACCCUGGAGCUGCCUUGGAGUGCAGACAGAGCUAUUCAGCAAUUUGGUCGCACCCAUCGGUCCAACCAGGUUACAGCCCCAGAGUACAUCUUCCUUAUCUCAGAGUUGGCUGGAGAGAGGCGUUUUGCUUCCAUCGUGGCUAAGAGACUUGAGAGCCUGGGUGCAUUAACCCAUGGAGACAGAAGAGCCACUGAAUCCAGAGAUCUGAGCAAAUACAAUUUUGAGAACAAGUAUGGUACCAAGGCUCUAGAUAAAAUCACCAAAGCAAUCCUGGGCCACAUAGAGAACAAGGUGCCCCCUCCCAAAGGCUACCCUAUGGGUGAGGCCAAUUUCUUCAGAGACAUGAAACUUGGAAUGAUGGAUGUAGGAAUCCUUUGUAAGGAUCCCCGCCUUGGGAUCAGUACUGAAAAAGACUGCAGCAUCACAAAGUUUUUAAAUCGCAUUUUGGGCCUGGAGGUCCACAAACAAAACUAUCUGUUCCAGUACUUCACUGAUAACUUUGACUACCUAAUUGAGAAGGACAAGAAGGAGGGCAAAUAUGACAUGGGAAUCCUAGACCUUGCCCCAGGUAAUGAUGAGAUCUACGAGGAGAAGCAGGAAACCUUCAUGACAGCUGGAAACCCUCAGGACGGACAGGUUGUUCUCUACAAGAUCAGUGUGGACAGAGGUAUGACCUGGGAGGAGGCGUACAGCAGGUCACUGAAACUCACCCGUCCCGACGAGGGUUUCUAUCUGUCCCAUAAGCUACAAGGUAGCCAUCCAUGUGUGCUGCUGGCUGAGCAAGGCAGAGGCAGGAGCUUCAACAUCUACAAACCCAACAUCGGCAAACAGACCCACCCUGAGAGUCUGGAGAAGCUGGAGCAACGAUACCGUAAGGUGACUCCAGAUGAUGCCAAAGACAGCUGGGAGCACAAGUUCAACUUCUCCAUCAAGAAAUGCCGCCAUGCUAGCUGGAAUGGAAAGUGUAAGAAAAUAGAGGAAGGCCAUGAGUGUCUAGAGGGCAUGCGCCUCCGACAGUACCACAUGUUGUGCGGUGCUCUAUUACGUGUGUGGAAGCGCGUAUCCGAUGUGGUGUCUGACAUCACCAGCUCCAGCAUCCUGCAGAUUGUCCGCCUUAAAACCAAACACCACAACAAACAAGUUGGUAUAAAGAUCCCUGAAAACUGUGUGGCCCGUGUGCGUGAGGAGCUCAUGCUAAUGGACGAGGAGGUAAAGAGGAGGCGAAAGGAGAAAGAGCAGCAAGCUGAGGAGCAGCGGCAGGCUGCAGAGCGCAUGCGUAAAAUGGAGGAAGACAAGCACCUUCUGGCCGCAUUGUGGAAGCCUCCUCUCACCCCCAACCAAAUCCACAAAUUGACCCAAAAUCCUCUACAAAGGAAACAAGCUGCUCUUGCUCAGCAGCUAUCGAGAAUGCAGGCCCAAUCCCAGCCCCCUCUACAGCUGCCGCCCCAGAACAUGCCCCCAUUGCCCCAGCAAAGGACCCACACCUGGCCCAACAGUUCCACCAACAGCAGCCAGGGUCGUCUGCCCAGUCUGCCUAGUCUCAGCAACAAUUACGCUUCGUUUUUCCCCCAACAUUAUCAUCCUUCCUUUACGCUUCACCAGAACCCGUCUCUCCACCAGACCACACCGUCUCCAAACUUGCCUUCCAAAAAUCCCUUGGAAGAGAUCUUGGACCUGACUACGAGCUCUCCAUCCCCUUCCCCAGACAACGCUGAGGGCAGGCCGAGUCUGGACAGUCUGACAGGAAACGCAACGGCAUUUGGAGACGACUUUAAUUUAGAGUCAUUGAUUUCCCCGAACACACAGAAUGCCCAGCACACUGCACAAGUACAACAGCCUCUGUUGCUACAACAGCAGCAGCUGCUGCAUCUUCAGCCCACGCAGCAGCUCAACCACACCCUUUUAGCCACUAACACUGCAGACCUUUCAGAGUUUUUCGACUUGGCCCUGUCUCCCCAGAUGUCCACGCAGAAAUCCAGCCCCUCAUCCUCUAGCUCCUCCUGCUCUUCCUCCACUUUGUCAGUGUCAAACAACCUGGUUCCACAAGUCUCCACCAACCUCUUGUCUUCUUCCGCCGUCACCCCAACGUCAAGUUCCUCGUCUCUGUUCUCCAGCCCGUCUUCAUCCCUGUUUCCCAACUCUCAAUUCUCGUCCAACUAUCUCACCCCUCCGUCGGACACUCUGCCCCUACACAACGGCCACUGCAGUUCUGGCAUUCUCGACGUUCGCGAGGCUCUGAACAGCAUGUUACAGGCCGGGUCAGACCGCAAGUCUGUCAUUCAGUAUCGCCAACAAGACUAGGAGAGAACAGCUCGUCUGUACUUGGUCUAGUUAUAUUAUUUAGUUGUUUUUGACUUUAAAAGCAGAUUGUGUCUCGUCUGCUGCUGUCUAUGAUCACACCCUCAGACCUACUCCCUCUCCCCUCAGGGCCUAUAGUCACGUCACUGCCUGCCCUGCGCUUGGCUCACCCCUCUCUCACCCACCUGUAGCAUUCACCUGCUUUAGGCUGUUGAGGCGAUGGCGGGCUUGAUCAAAAUAUAAGAUUUCUGCACCAAAGUGUGUUCUUCACAAUGAAAGGCAGCUGAAAAAAAACAGUAGAAACUGAACAUAUUGAACAUAUGAGCUGCUAAAACAAAAGCUCAUUUAUUAAGGUGUGGAAAUCUUUUAUAAACCUCCCGCUGCUAAAUUGUACGAGGUAUGAUCGGUGAAGAUGCUGGAAGCUCUAAAUGCCUUUCACCAGAAACAACAUCUACAGACUUUGCUUUACUGUUACUUUGCUUUAUAGCCGCCUGUUUUGACUAAAACAAAGGCUGUAUGCAAGGUUUGGUGUGGGUGUAGAAACAUUAUAGUGCUGAACUGGAAGACAAGAGAAAAAACCAAGAAAUCUCUAAGCUGAUUAGCCAUGAAAUGCCUCAGUUUUCAUUCUUUUCUUCUUUGUUCCCUCUUGUGUCUCUCCCUGCAUGUAUGAACACUAGUGCGAGUAAAAAGGGAGAGGACGAGCAGUCUGCUGUUGCAAACAGUGCCUUUGGAGAAAUCUAUAAAUGCAGUCUUUAAAAAUCCAUGUAGCCUGAUGCAUAGAUUUGUACUCUCAAGCGUUAGUUUUAAUUUAAUGUGGUAUAUUUCCAUUUAACUGUAACCCUCACAGUCAGUCAGUCAGUCAGUCGUUUUCGUGUGUGUUACAUAAUGCUGUCGGCAGAUUUCAGGAGGAAGCCCUCUUCAAGCCCGUAUGUUCUUGUAUGAUUCUCCGUGCAUAAGUGACAGUGUGCUAGGGUUAGUAUGGCACUCAUUAAUGAGAAGCAUGGAUAAAAACUGUCUCCCAAUAUUUUACCACCCUUCUUUCUAAAGAUGAUCGCGAUCUUUAGUCACGUGACUCCUGAUUGAAUUUGAUUUUGAAUUUCUCAGGAACGUUUUGAGUGUUUUCUUGGAUUUUCGUGUCAUUUUGACCAAGAUAGAUAUGAACAUUUGUGAUUUGUGCUACAGUAAAUAUUGACUAUUACAUUUUCUUAAUGUCUUCAGGUUUUAAAACACAACCUGUUGUUUUUACCUAAAGCUUCAGUUGGACAAUAUAGUGAGCAUGUUUUCUACUCAAACACUGGGUUCAAGAACAGUUCAAAAUAUAACAUUUAUUUGAUGAAAUGUUUUUCCAUUUCAGCCAUUAGGGCUGUAAGAAGAUUUGAAAUAUGUAGAAUAGGAAUGUUCACUGUGGAUGAAAGUACAUAUUUAAAAACCUGUGACAUCUGGCCGUCUCUGUGUGAGGACAACACACUGUAGUUGGUCUGGGACAAAAUGCCGGAAUAGGUUUAUUUGAUCAAAAAGCAAUAAAACCCUAUUUUUCAUUUGUGAUGAAGCAGAUAUGCUAAGUAUAAUUUACCCGCUGGGGCAAAGCUUUGUUCCUCCUCUUUUGCAUGAAAUGAACCCUCUUGUUUCUGUUGUACUCCGUAUUCUUUUAGGUUAUGACAUGCAUACAUCCUUUGUACAAUAAGUUUUUUUAUGGAAUGAACGCAAUGCGUUCUUGAUGUUUUAGUCAUUGUUAUCAUAAAAGUUAUUGUUAUUUAUAUUUAAGGGAUAUUUAGAUUUUAGCUAUGUUAUCCUGCUUAUUAGAAUAGUGAACACAAUUGUUUGGUCAGGGAAGUUUCUAGUAUCAAGGUAACUAUAAAACAAAUUCUAUUAUAACCUGCCACCAAAUAAGAUUGCACUGUUCUGUACUGCUGUACAGUGUCUGGGUUUAUUUCUGCUCAUUUCACUUUUAUGUUAUGUUUUAUGUAGAAUGCUUUCCUCCAGCUUCUAGUCCUUCAUCAGGCCUUCAGUUCGCAGAAAGAUACCAAAGUAUUCUAUAGACACCCCUAAAGUUGCUGACUCUAAGAUAUCAGACCUUUUUAUCAAUCUCAGGAAGAACCGUACAAGAGGUGUAAUAGUGGGGCGUUAGCAGAAAUAUAUUGUUUUUCCCUUGUAACCGUGGUGAAACUAACCAAUACUAUUUUGCUAUUUUUUCUUAACUCUGUGCUGUGACUCUUGCGAUAUUUAUGUUUUAGUCAUAAUGUGAUGGGUUUGUCAUAUGUCUUUGUGAAAUUGUUGGUGAUUGUAAAUGUUUAUGCCUUCUUAGGGCAAAGAUCAAAGGCUGUUUCUUAUUAAGGAACAUUAUUGUUCUGUGGACAUUUUUGUUUUGAUUUGUGUUGGAUGUAUAAUUCCUGUUAAACCUGACAGAUUUCAACAUUGAUUUGCACCCAGGUUAUACUGAAAUGUGCAGUUAAUCUGUCCAAGCCUUUUCCCCUUCCUUUAGGUUUAGACUGACUCGCAGUAUCAUAGACUCAAGGCUUUUUUUACUUGUAGCAUCCUACAAUCGCAUGUUUCCCGUGUAAUCACAAUAUUUUUGAUUUUAAAAUUCCUCAUCAGGCACAUUCCAAGACACCAGUUCGCAAAGAAUUUGCUUUCAGUUCUGCAUUUAUAGUCAAACAAAUAAAGCUUUAUGCAUUUGAGGGAUAUGGAUCUAAUUUUAAGGAAUAAACACUUUUAUAGAAUCAUUUUAAUGUAGUUAGGCCUUUCAUUAUUUUAUUAUUUUGCACUAAGAAUGGCAUAAUCAAGUUACUGUUCUAUGUCUGUUAGGGUUGAGCAUUGCAAGCUUCUGUUUCUGAACUUCAAUGAAUUGCUCCUUGUAUACUGUAACCCUUUCUCUUGUUUCUCCACCGUUUGCAUAAUAUAUAAAUGUUAUCACUCUCAAAUAAUUUAUUGCUAACAAAAAAUGAAACAAAAAACAUGCUACUGAUUGUAUGUAUUUUUAAACAAAGCCUAUUUUUUCUGUAAAAAAGAAACUGUGUUCAGCACUUUUAUUCUGGGUUGUGCUUUUGUUUUCUAUAUAUUUAUAAUUUAGAUCCAAAUGUAUAUAUUGUAAAAUUUGUGCCUUUCAACUAAUUCUUUAAAAGGUUUUUCUACUUAUUAAAGGAAGGACUAUAUGAAAUUGCAAUCUUAACUUUGUAAACAAAUAAAAACUUGAAGAUUGCUUAAAAUUA